GCUCUCAAACUGAAAAAGGGAAGAGCUUUUACGACCAACUAUAAAGAAGGGGAAACAACGUGCCACGUAGCCUGCGGCCCACCUCAGCAUCCUCUUAUCACGGAAAGUAUUGAACUAACUGGGUUAGAAGCCAACUUCGGAAAUGCAGGCGGCAAGUCUGUUAUGCACCAACUCUUUCAACAACUACACACAUCAAUCUAUCAUCCAUAGCAGACAAAAUAAUUUCCCAUUUGGCCAAAAUGCGAAAUUCAUGUCCAAGAAGAAUCUGCAAUUAGGAAAACAUUGGAGACGUGUCUUAACCACUAGAGCUGGUGGACGAGAGGUAGAUUCAAUUAUUGAAAGGGAUGAUAAGUUGAGGAAAUUAACACAGGCUAUAUUGUGGACUGCUGAGGGUGUUUAUGUGUUGUGGCUCUUUUUACUUCCCUAUGCACCUGGGGACCCUGUGUGGGCAAUUAAUUCAGAAACAGUCAAUGAUCUAGUUGGUCUUUCCCUCAAUUUCUUCUUCAUCCUGCCUCUUUUGAAUGCUGGGGGUGUCCACUUGAUGGAGGCACCGGUGCUUCAUCCAAUGUCUGAAGGACUGUUCAAUUUUGUAAUUGGCUGGACUUUCAUGUUUGCUCCUUUACUGUUCACUGAUCGUAAGAGAGACAGAUUCAAAGGAUCACUAGAUCUUCUAUGGGGCUUCCAAAUGUUCCUCACAAACACAUUUUUAAUACCAUACAUGGCUAUUCGGCUAAAUAAGGUCGACUCAGAGUACCCUCCAAGAGAAACCUCUCAACUAGCUUCGAUCAUGACUCGUGGUGCAUCUAUUGUUGGACUGGUUGGUGGAGCUGCCUGUUUGCUAUCGACAUUUUGGGCCAUUUAUGGGAGAGGAGAUGGUGAUUUCGGGACUAUAUCUGAUAGAUUGGAGUUCUUGCGCAGCUAUCUAUCCUCUGAAAGACUUGCGUAUGCAUUCAUAUGGGAUAUUUGUCUCUACAUUAUAUUCCAACCUUGGUUGAUAGGAGACAACUUGCAAAACAUACAGGAAGAUAAGGUUGGCAUAGUGAGAUAUCUCAGAUAUGUUCCAGUUGUUGGCUUGGUUGCUUACUGCCUUUGUUUGGAUCCUGAAGAGGAAUACUAAAUAACAUAUAUAUGAUUUAAUGACUCAAUCCAUGUAUUUAAUACCUAUAUUUUUCAUGUUGAGAUGUUCU
Molecule: messenger RNA, 1187 nt
Organism: Lycium barbarum (goji berry)
Lineage: Eukaryota; Viridiplantae; Streptophyta; Magnoliopsida; Solanales; Solanaceae
Exons: 5
Coding region: 143-1117 (324 amino acids)
Source: RefSeq, a predicted model, not a curated record